ACGCAUGCGCGUACGCUGCCUCUCGGGCAGGGCUGAGAGGGGAGGGGGCGGUGGCGGUAGAGGCGGCGUCGUUAUUUCCGUGGUCCGGACGGUGCGUGGCGGCGCGGGUGACCACGGGAGAAGCAUAAUGGUUAUGAAAGCUUCUGUAGAUGAUGAUGAUUCAGGAUGGGAGCUCAGUAUGCCAGAAAAAAUGGAAAAAAGCAAUACAAACUGGGUGGACAUUACCCAAGAUUUUGAAGAAGCUUGUCGAGAAUUAAAGUUGGGAGAACUACUUCAUGAUAAGCUAUUUGGUCUUUUUGAAGCCAUGUCUGCUAUUGAAAUGAUGGAUCCCAAGAUGGAUGCUGGCAUGAUUGGAAACCAAGUUAAUCGAAAAGUUCUCAAUUUUGAACAAGCUAUCAAGGAUGGCACUAUUAAAAUUAAAGAUCUCACCUUGCCUGAACUGAUAGGGAUUAUGGAUACAUGUUUUUGCUGUUUGAUAACAUGGUUAGAAGGCCAUUCAUUGGCACAGACAGUAUUUACAUGCCUUUACAUUCAUAAUCCAGACUUUAUAGAAGAUCCUGCUAUGAAGGCUUUUGCUCUGGGAAUCUUGAAAAUCUGUGACAUUGCAAGGGAAAAAGUAAAUAAAGCUGCUGUUUUUGAAGAGGAAGAUUUUCAGUCAAUGACUUACGGAUUUAAAAUGGCUAACAGUGUGACAGAUCUUCGAGUUACAGGCAUGCUAAAAGAUGUGGAGGAUGACAUGCAAAGAAGAGUAAAGAGUACUCGAAGUCGACAAGGAGAAGAAAGAGAUCCAGAAGUUGAACUAGAACACCAACAAUGUUUAGCAGUAUUCAGCAGAGUGAAAUUUACUCGUGUGUUACUGACAGUGCUUAUAGCCUUUACUAAGAAAGAGACCAGUGCUGUUGCAGAAGCUCAAAAAUUGAUGGUUCAAGCAGCAGAUCUUCUUUCUGCCAUUCAUAAUUCAUUGCAUCAUGGCAUCCAGGCCCAGAAUGAUACUACAAAAGGAGAUCAUCCAAUUAUGAUGGGUUUUGAACCCCUUGUGAACCAGAGGCUACUUCCACCUACCUUCCCUCGAUAUGCAAAAAUAAUUAAAAGGGAAGAAAUGGUCAACUAUUUUGCCAGAUUAAUAGAUAGAAUAAAAACUGUCUGUGAGGUUGUGAAUUUAACAAAUUUACAUUGUAUCCUGGAUUUUUUCUGUGAAUUUAGUGAACAGUCACCAUGUGUUCUUUCAAGAUCUCUGUUACAAACCACUUUCCUGGUGGAUAACAAAAAGGUCUUUGGAACUCAUCUCAUGCAAGACAUGGUGAAAGAUGCACUUCGGUCUUUUGUCAGUCCUCCGGUGCUUUCUCCCAAGUGCUACCUGUAUAAUAAUCACCAGGCCAAGGACUGUAUUGACUCCUUUGUUACUCACUGUGUUCGGCCAUUCUGUAGUCUUAUUCAGAUCCAUGGACAUAACAGGGCUCGACAGAGAGAUAAGCUUGGUCAUAUUCUUGAGGAAUUUGCUACCUUGCAGGAUGAGGCAGAGAAGGUUGAUGCAGCGCUUCACACCAUGCUGUUGAAACAGGAACCCCAAAGGCAACAUUUGGCCUGUUUAGGUACCUGGGUCCUUUACCAUAACCUUCGCAUUAUGAUACAGUAUCUUCUAAGCGGCUUUGAAUUGGAACUCUACAGUAUGCACGAGUACUAUUACAUAUAUUGGUAUCUCUCUGAAUUCCUUUAUGCAUGGUUGAUGUCAACACUGAGUCGUGCCGAUGGCUCUCAAAUGGCAGAGGAGAGGAUAAUGGAAGAGCAGCAGAAAGGCCGUAGUAGUAAAAAAACAAAGAAAAAAAAGAAAGUUCGCCCAUUGAGCCGAGAGAUCACAAUGAGCCAAGCAUAUCAGAACAUGUGUGCUGGAAUGUUUAAAACCAUGGUAGCAUUUGACAUGGAUGGCAAAGUACGUAAACCGAAGUUUGAGCUUGAUAGUGAACAAGUUCGGUAUGAACACAGGUUUGCUCCAUUCAACAGUGUGAUGACCCCACCACCAGUGCACUACUUACAGUUCAAGGAAAUGUCUGACCUCAAUAAAUACAGCCCUCCUCCUCAGUCUCCUGAACUGUAUGUGGCAGCUAGUAAACACUUUCAGCAGGCAAAAAUGAUACUGGAAAAUAUUCCUAACCCGGACCAUGAGGUCAAUAGAAUUUUAAAGGUUGCCAAACCCAACUUUGUGGUUAUGAAGUUAUUGGCAGGAGGACACAAAAAGGAAUCUAAAGUUCCUCCUGAAUUUGAUUUCUCUGCUCAUAAAUAUUUUCCUGUUGUGAAACUUGUUUGAGAGAGACUGGGAAAGUGACCAUAAAAGGGCAGAGUCUACUUUCAGACCCCACUCUUAGAGGGCACAUGUACCAGGCUCCACAUCAUGGGGAGUGAGAUGGAUUUCUUAGAUAACUCAUUAUAAGGAAUACUUUUAGUUUGACAGCCUUAUAUGACGUGAAUGAAAACUGCUGUUUUAAAGUGGUUUAUUAUGUUCCAUGGAAGAAACUGGUCUUAUUGAAUGCAUUGAUGAACGUUAUAUGGUUUUAUUACAGAUUUAAUCACAAAUCAUUUUUUAUGAAUGAUUGAGUGAAAAUAGUGUUUGUAAAGGUUAAUAAAUUUCUUGACAAAAAAAAAAUGCACUGCUGGAGAUGAAAAACAUUAGCUCUUUGUCCAUAUUAAGAACUAAAGAAGGUGUAUGCUCUUUCCAAAAACGUUAUCCAAAAGGAAGUUUCAAAUCAAGGGAUUAAUUAAACACUUGUAUGAGAUUUUGGUAAAAUACCUUUAGAAGGGGUUUUUGGGAGGGCCUCUAAGAUAUAAACAAACUAAAUUACAUGAGAAUUGUGAUUUUAUGUGUCAUGACAUCACAAAUUAUAUAUCUGUAAGAAUAUGGAUGUGUAAAAAAUCCUUUACCUGUUACUUUUGGCACUUUUAAAAGACUAUACAUUAUGUUUGCUGGUGACAUUAUUCAAAAAGGAGGCAGAUAGAAAUGUAUAUAGAUUAAAAUUUAGGUCUAGGUUUAAAUGUGGUGUACUCCUUUUUGUUUUACUUCAUGUUCAGUUUAACCCAUGAAACAUUUUCAUUGGUGGGGGGGGUCUGUUCAGUAUCCUCUGGCUUUGAAAAACUGACUACAUUCCCCUGUGCUUUCAAGUGCCUGGUGCCCGAGGCUCUCCCCUUCCUUUCCUGUUCAUCAUGUCUCACUUUCAUGUUUGUGAUGGCAGCUGUCCAGGCCUCUUGGGCCUUCCUUUUUGUCCUCUGUAGCAGGCAGUACUCUUUCAAAAUGAGUUACUCUGUGGCUUAAAUUGGCUUUGGUGGCUUGACCUAAGGCUAGUGACGGUUUUAUAUUUGGUCUAUGGUUAAAAGGGUUUUCAGCUUCAAAUAUCUUACUCUGAUUUGAUACCUUUCGUAAAAACACAAUAGUGAAACUUUUCUGGAAAUACUUUAAAGCAGCUAACCUUACUGAACUUGCUAAGAAUCUUCUUGUCGCCCCUCUUAGCAGCUAAUGAGGUAGCCUGGCUCUCUUUUCCAAGAGUGAUAAUACUUGUGUUAUUCAGGAACAGCCAUUAGGCAUCCUGAAAUUGUAGAACCCAGAAGUCUUUUUAAAAAAUGUUUUUGUUUUUUUAAGUAGCCUGUACAAUAGAAACUUGAAUUAUGGAGAGAGAAAGAGUAUAUCUGUUGCUGAUUUAGUUACUUGGUUGAGAGUGAAAACACUGUUUCUGGCUGGUAAUUACUGAAUGCUUUAAAUAAAAAAAAGGCAAAGAAAUGGUAGGUAAUAGGCAAGACAAGAAACAAAAGAAUCAAAA
Sapajus apella (tufted capuchin) is the source of this 3806-nucleotide messenger RNA. RefSeq names its product N-alpha-acetyltransferase 35, NatC auxiliary subunit (gene NAA35). The coding region runs from base 5 to 2305 and encodes 766 amino acids. Gene Ontology annotation, cellular component: NatC complex. Gene Ontology annotation, biological process: N-terminal peptidyl-methionine acetylation. The record is from RefSeq and is a predicted model, not a curated record. Lineage: Eukaryota; Metazoa; Chordata; Mammalia; Primates; Cebidae. The transcript has 23 exons.